AUGAUUUAUACAUCUUCCGUGAAUCUUCUCUUUAUAUUACUUUAUACCACUCAACAACUGGCGUUGAUAUAACUUGGAACGGUUAUGGCUCACUGUAUGUUACUGUUCCUCCUAAAUACAAAGAUAAAUUGCGUGGACUGGCUGGGAAUUACAAUGGGAAUGCAAUUGACGACUUUAUGUCAUCCUAUGAGAUGUUGGAGAGUACUCCUGCAUCAUUUGGGAACUCUUGGAAGAUGAAUAAAGAUUGCCCUGAUGUUCCGGUUGAAAUAUUGGACGCUUGUGAAAAAAAUAGUGACAAAGAAUUUCUUGCAAUGACUGCGUGCCACAGUAUUUAUGGUUCAAGAUUCUCAGCCUGUCAUCUAGUAGUAAACCCUGAUGUUUACUAUAAGAUGUGCAUGUACGAGUUUUGCGAAUGCCAAAAAGAGCUCAAUUCUCAGUGUAUGUGUGACGUGCUUGCUGUGUAUUCACACAAAUGCAGUUUGGAAGAAAUAUACUUGGAUUGGAGAACUCCUAGUUUUUGUGAUAUUACAUGCAAGGGGGGCCAGAAGUACCAUGUGUGUAGCACUGGGUGUGGGAAAAACUGUCGCUCCCUCUCUAUUCCUGAAAAAUGUAAAUCACGCUGUGUAGAAGGAUGCAACUGUCCAGAUGGACAAUACCUUAACCCAUCAGGAGUAUGUGUUGAUGAUAGUGAAUGUCCAUGCUAUCACCUUGGCAGUUGGUACCAUCCUGGCCAAAUGUUACAUGCACCUGGAGUCUUAUGCCAAUGCAUUAGAGGUCGCAUACAAUGUGAAGGAAUUCAAACUCUGCCAUUAAUUUGCUUAGAAGGACAAAUCUUCCAUAACUGUACAGAGAAACUUCUAAACAAUCCACACACUACACAAGUCAUGGGUGCAGAAUGUGCAAAAACUUGUCAAAAUAAAGACCUCCCAUGCCCGCUGUCGCUCUGUGUUUCAGGUUGUGCUUGUCCUGAUGGGUAUGUGUGGCAAAGUGACCGAUGUGUUCUACCUGAUGAAUGUCCAUGCUACCACAACAGCAAGGAAUAUGCUACUGGUUCUUCUAUAACCGUUGACUGCAAUACAUGUAACUGUACAUCUGGUCGUUGGGAUUGUACUAGUAAUGUAUGUGGUGGUGAAUGUAGUGUAGUUGGUGAAGAUCAUUUCCAUACAUUUGAUGGCGCUUGGUUCGAUUUUACUGGAGACUGCGAGUAUAUUCUUGUUACGGAUGAAUGUGGUUCCACUGCAGGAGUUUUUAAAGUUACUUUUAAGAAGAAUCCAUGCACGACUUUUCGUUAUGGCUGUGCAAAAACAGUCACCCUGCAACUAGGGAUGUACCAAAUACUUUUGGAGUCAAAUCAAACUCCUGAAGAAACAACAUUGGCAACCUCUAAUGGUAUUGAUGUUCAUUAUGAGAUACUGCAUCGUGGUUUUUACUGUAUUAUUACAACCAGUAUUGGAGUAACUGUGUUUUGGGACCAAGCCACUAGAAUUUAUGUCCGUGUGGCUGCUUUUCAUAGCGGAAAGUUAUGUGGUUUAUGCGGUGACUUUAACCACGAUCAAAACAACGACUUGCUCAUGAGAAGCCAAGAAGUAGUUACAAGUCCCGUCGACUUUGGGAACAAUUGGCGGUUAAUGGAUACAUGUCCACCGAUUUCUGUGAACCACACUGAAGAAAACUGUGACAAAUAUCCUGAAAGAAAAGCAUUCGCAAUCACGCGGUGCAAUGUGUUAGAAGGACCAGAUUUUGCUGCCUGUCGAAAAGAAAUUGAUCAUCUGAAAUAUCUUGAGCAUUGCUUGUCGGACACGUGUGGUUGUGAAACAGGAGGUGAUUGUGAAUGUUUUUGCACAGCAGUUGCAGCAUAUGCACACGUGUGUAGUCAAAAAGGAAUUGUUGUUGACUGGCGAAACCCAGACAGAUGUCCAACCAUGUGUGAAGUAUAUAACAGAAACGAUACAUGUGAAUGGAAAUAUGAAGAAUGUGGAACGUCCUGUCCUGAUACUUGUUGUGACCAGCAACAAGCAAAUUGCCCCCUCCCAUGCCUUGAAGGUUGCCAUCCAAAUUGUCAAUUUGGAUUCGUUUUUAGUGAAGGGAAAGGCACCUGCAUACCUUUAUCUGAUUGUGAAACCUGUGCUCCAACUACAACAGUCGUGACUUCAACACCAACUACAAUAUACACAACUACUAAAGCUGUAACAUAUACAGCAGUAUCUGAAACAACACAGACACCUUCAAUGACUGUUACAACAACAGCUGUGCCUGUAACUACUAUUACCACAGGAGUAACAAGUUUAGCACCAGGUACCACCUUGGCACCAACAACAACUGGACCUG
This is a messenger RNA of Ciona intestinalis (vase tunicate), 2328 nucleotides long. The record is from RefSeq and is a predicted model, not a curated record. NCBI's taxonomy places the organism in Eukaryota, Metazoa, Chordata, Ascidiacea, Phlebobranchia, Cionidae.